AUGAUGGCAAGGAGAGGAGGGAAAACUAAAGUGUCUGGAUCAAGGAACAAAACACUAAAUAAAACACCUAAUGACAAGAAACAUAAGAGUAAAGCAAAGGAGGAUGUGUCCCUAACCUGUGAUGAGGAUUUUGUUGAUCUUUUUACCCAUGCACCUAAUGGUAAGCAAGGUAUGAGUCAAGCAAAAGAGGAUGUUCAGGAACAAGAACAUGAUGACAAUGAGGUGAAUGUGAGUGAAAGACUUACUUUACAGGAGUUGUUGAUGUCUGGAUAUACACAUGUUGAUGCAGUGGUUGCUAUGAAAGAGUUUUAUGGAGAGGUUGAGGAACAACAGAUUGAAGAAAAAGAGGCUGAGGAAGGAAUUGAAGAGGUUGAAGAAAACGAGGUUGAGGAAGAAGAAGUUGAAGAGAGAGAGAGAGAGGUUGAGGAACAACUGAUUGAAGAUGGAGAGGUUGAUGAAGGAGUUGAAGAGAGAGAGUUUGAAGAAGAAGAAGUUGAAGGCAUACAGAUUGAGGAAGAAGAAGUUGAAGGCAUAGUGGUUGAGGAAGAAGGAUUUGAAGAGAGUAAGGAGUUGUGUUUAAGGGUUCAAUGGGUAGAAUGGGUAUUAGUAAAUAAGUUACCCUUUUUGUAA
This is a messenger RNA of Lactuca saligna, 630 nucleotides long. Lineage: Eukaryota; Viridiplantae; Streptophyta; Magnoliopsida; Asterales; Asteraceae. The record is from the annotation of a GenBank genome assembly.